Hibiscus syriacus is the source of this 1426-nucleotide messenger RNA. RefSeq names its product protein DJ-1 homolog D. The record is from RefSeq and is a predicted model, not a curated record. Lineage: Eukaryota; Viridiplantae; Streptophyta; Magnoliopsida; Malvales; Malvaceae.
GCCGUCAUUGGGGGCGGCAUUGUGAACUCUCAUCCCAACAAAAACGAAGCCGAGAGAGACAGAAAUGGCGACUGCAACCAAAUCGGGAAAAAGUGUUGUGCUGCUCUGUGGUGACUAUGUCGAGGACUAUGAGGUUAUGGUCCCUUUUCAAGCACUGUUGGCUUAUGGUGUAUCGGUGGCUGCUGUUUGCCCCGGCAAGAAGGCCGGCGAGGUUUGCCGCACUGCUGUUCAUUAUCUUGCCGGCCAUCAGACAUACUCAGAGUCCCGUGGUCACAAUUUCUCACUGAAUGCAUCAUUUGAUGAGAUAGACCACACCAAAUUUGAUGGUUUGGUUAUACCUGGAGGACGGGCUCCUGAAUAUCUUGCUAUGAAUGCAUCUGUACUGGACCUGGUGCGCAACUUUGUCAAUUCUGGAAAGCCUGUUGCCUCAAUUUGUCACGGUCAAUUGAUUUUGGCUGCUGCCGGGGUGGUUGGAGGUCGAAAAUGUACUGCUUACCCUGCUGUUGGACCUUCUCUUAUUGCCGCUGGUGCAUCGUGGGUUGAACCCGUUACCAUGGCAGCUUGUGUUGCUGAUGGUAACAUCAAUGGGGCUACCUAUGACGGGCAUCCCGAGUUCAUCAGGCUUGUGAAAGCACUGAAAGGCACCAUAACCGGGUCAAACAAAAGGAUCCUAUUUCUUUGUGGGUAACUUCUCGAUUUUAUGGAAGAUUAUGAAGUAACUGUUCCUUUCCAGUCACUUCAAGCUCUAGGGUGUCAUGUAGAUGCAGUUUGUCCUAAGAAGAAGGCCGGCGACUCCUGCCCAACUGCUAUCCAUGAUUUUGAAGGUGACCAAACCUACAGCGAGAAGCCAGGCCAUGAUUUUACUCUAACAGCUAACUUUGAGGGCAUAGAUGCCUCGAGUUAUGAUGCUCUUGUCAUCCCUGGGGGUCGAGCACCAGAAUAUUUAGCACUAGAUGGGAAAGUGAUUGCUAUAGUGAAGAAUUUUAUGGAGUCCAGCAAACCAGUUGCAUCCAUUUGCCAUGGGCAGCAGAUUUUAGCUGCUGCUGGCGUUCUCAAGGGGAAGAAAUGUACUGCAUACCCGGCUGUGAAACUUAAUGUGGUCUUGGCAGGAACAUGGUUAGAACCUGACCCUAUAGAUCGUUGUUUCACUGAUGGAAAUUUGGUUACUGCAGCUUGGCCAGGUCACCCAGAGUUCAUUUCUCAAUUAAUGACUUUGCUGGGUAUUAGGGUUCCUUCUAGUUUAUCCUUGUGUGUAUGUGGCAAAUAUCGUAAAAUCUAUAUGAAUAUGUGAUGCCUUUCAAGCGACUGGUCAAUGCAGUCACAUCACGCAAAAAAGCUACAAACUGGUUAUCUCCUUAGCCCUUUAUUUCCUAGUUUGUAAACGGUUUUCUUUGGUACCAAUAAGCUGGUUAUGGCUGUUUCUAGU